AUGGAUCCGGCCGCGAUCAUCAACGCCGCCGCCAACACCACGUCGUACCAUCUCUCAGAGAUCUGGCAGUACCCGCCUCCCAACGCGCCAGACGUCACUGCCGCGCUGGGCCUGAAUAGGGCCCACUUCGGUCACGGGCUCCCGGACUUCGCCCCGGGCUCGACCCGAGACAGCGGGCCGGGUAGCAUUGGGCACAAGAAGAGGCGCGACGCCGAGGAGGAGGAAUCGGCUAAGGGCGUCUCCAGCAGUAAUGGCGUGAAGGAGGGCGGUGGUGGUGGUGAUGGGAAACGGGUUAAGACAACGGGAAACCAUAAGAGUGAGAGUGCGAGAGGUGAAGGAGAAAGCAGUUCAGGAAAGCUUGCGGAGCAAGGUGGAAAGCCACCUUCAGAGCCUCCUUCUAAGCAAGACUACAUUCAUGUCCGAGCCAGAAGGGGUCAAGCUACUGAUAGCCAUAGUCUUGCAGAAAGGGCUAGACGGGAAAAGAUUAGUGAGAGGAUGAAAAUUCUUCAGGAUUUAGUCCCGGGUUGUAAUAAGGUUAUUGGGAAAGCGUUGGUCCUUGACGAGAUAAUUAAUUAUAUUCAAUCACUUCAGCGGCAAGUAGAGUUUUUGUCAAUGAAGCUUGAGGCAGUAAAUUCAAGGGUGCCAUCCGGAAUUGAAGUGUUUCCUCCUAAAGAUUUUGGUCAGCAAACAUUUGAUACAACUGGCAUCCCAUUCGCUUCUCAAGCUACAAGAGAGUAUAGCCGAGGUUCAUCACCAGAGUGGUUACAUAUGCAGGUGGGAAGUGGUUUUGAAAGAGCAACAUAG
Molecule: messenger RNA, 804 nt
Organism: Sphenostylis stenocarpa
Lineage: Eukaryota; Viridiplantae; Streptophyta; Magnoliopsida; Fabales; Fabaceae
Source: the annotation of a GenBank genome assembly